CAUCACUUGCGGUUCCAAAACCGUGACUGGCUAAAUGAUAUUGAAGUGAUACGUCAAAGUGUACGCCCUACCCAACUGUUACAAUUAAUAAAAUAUUAACUUAGUAUAACUGUGUUGUUAGCAAGCUAUUAGAUUGUGAUCAUUUAUUUCGAAUGAUGGACAAACUGAGACGUGCGCUUAGCGGGAACGAUGGUGAGGAUGAAGAAAGAGGCUUCGUGGCACAGGUGGUUGAAUCAUCUUCUUUGGGAUGGGGAACGCGGGUUAAAGGAUUCGUUGCUUGCUUCGUAAUCGGCAUAAUCCUCUCUGUGAUUGGUUCUAUCUGCCUAUUUUUUGGUAGCAGAGGACUUGUUGCAUUUUCAGUAUUUUACACUACAGGAAAUAUCAUCGCACUUGUCAGUACUUGUUUCUUGAUGGGACCUUUAAACCAGUGCAAAAAAAUGUUUUCACCCACCCGAGUAGUGGCGACAGUGUUGGUAUUUGUUUGCCUCAUUCUUACUCUUCUAUCAGCAUUCCUAUGGAAAAAGAGUGGGCUUGCUCUGUUGUUCUGCAUUAUUCAAUUUCUGGCCAUGACAUGGUAUUCACUAUCGUAUAUUCCAUACGCCCGAGAUGUAGUGAAGAAAACUGUUUCUGCCUGUAUGGGAUAAAAGCCACCAAGCGAAAGGAAAAUUGUACCCUCUUCAUAUCCUACGUCCAUUUACUACACAAAUAUUUUUACCACCUGAAUCCAAUGUGUAUAACAACUGCGACCCAAUCAUUUGUGUCUUCAUGUUUAAGUGUGCCUUUCUAUCACAUUAUCCUUCAAACUUUUUGGAUGACCAAUUUACAGGACUUGCAUCCACCUCUUUCUCAAAAUGUUCAAAUAAACUGUGCAUAUUAUUGUU
Daphnia carinata is the source of this 881-nucleotide messenger RNA. RefSeq names its product vesicle transport protein SFT2B-like. The record is from RefSeq and is a predicted model, not a curated record. Lineage: Eukaryota; Metazoa; Arthropoda; Branchiopoda; Diplostraca; Daphniidae. Gene Ontology annotation, biological process: vesicle-mediated transport. Bases 153 to 644 code for a protein of 163 amino acids. Gene Ontology annotation, cellular component: membrane. The transcript has 4 exons.